Messenger RNA from Scatophagus argus, 2871 nucleotides. Its product is annotated as CLK4-associating serine/arginine rich protein. Lineage: Eukaryota; Metazoa; Chordata; Actinopteri; Scatophagidae. The coding region runs from base 195 to 2153 and encodes 652 amino acids. The record is from RefSeq and is a predicted model, not a curated record. The transcript has 21 exons.
UGCUGCACAGAUUAACUCCGACAGUUUCAACGGGGUGAGAAGAAGAAGAAGAAGCAGAAGAAGAAGGAGGUGGAGGUGUGUGACAGCACUCCGUUUCCUCCGUGUUCGGUGACCGAAAACAACCCAAGUGUGUGUUGGCGGUCAGCAAAACAGCAGCCGUGCCUCGCCGCGCCCCCACCCCCAGCGGAGCCGUCAUGUGGCAGGAGGCCCGCAAACAUGAGCGCAAGCUCCGUGGCAUGAUGGUAGAUUACAAGCGCCGAGGCGAGCGCCGGCGAGAGUACUACGAGAAGAUCAAAAAAGAUCCAGCUCAGUUUCUCCAGGUUCAUGGCCGAGCCUACAAGAUCCAUCUGGAUCCUGCUGUGGCCCUGGCUGCAGAGAGCCCCAUCAACAUGAUGCCAUGGCAGGGAGACGCAAACAACACGAUUGACAGAUUCGAUGUGAGAGCUCACUUGGACUACAUCCCCACCUACACACCACCGCUGCUCAACACAUCCACCCCAGAGCAAGAGAUGGAGGAGAGGAAGUGCAAUUAUGAGCGCUACAGAGGCCUUGUGCAGAAUGAUUUUGCCAACAUCUCCGAGGAGCAGUGUUUAUACCAGAUCUACCUGGAUGAGCUCUACGGUGGCCUGCAGAAGCCAAAUGAGGAAGAGAAGAAAAAACUGGCUGAAAAAAAGGCCACCAUUGGUUACACCUAUGAAGACAGCACUGUGACAGAGCCUGACCCCCAGUCAGACAAAGAUGAAGACAAUUCAGAGAACAGUGAAUCUGAAGAAGAUGAGGGCAUCCCGGAUAUUGAUGUCGAGGUUGAUGUAGAUGAGCUGAACCAGGAACAGGUUUUGGACAUAAACAAAAUGGCAACCUCAUAUGGAAUGGCUGAAGGAGACUUUGUCAGGAUGUUGAGGAAGGACAAAGAGGAAGUGGAAGCCAUCAAACAUGCCAAGGCUCUGGAGGCAGAGAAGGCCAUGUACUCUGGCCGUCGUUCUCGCAGACAAAGGAGAGAGUUCAGAGAGAAGAGGCUAAAAGGUAGACAGAUAAGCCCACCAAGCUAUGCCAGGAGAGACAGCCCAACAUAUGAUCCAUAUAAACGGCCAGAGUCGGAGUCGAGCUCUGAGUCGAGGUCACGCUCUCGUUCUCCCGGUCCAGAGAAGAUCACCUUCAUCACCAGCUUUGGUGGCAGCGAUGAUGAAGCUGCAGCAGCCACGCAAACAGCCGCUUCUCAGUCUGGCCACGCCCCCUCCAACAUGCAGCACCCUGCAGGUCAUAGCAGGGGCUCCCGGAGACGAAGGUCAUCCUCAAGUCGUUCCCCUUCCUCUUCCUCACGCUCCUCAUCUCGAUCCUCCUCUCGCUCUUCUUCCCGUUCACGUCGUGCCCGACGUGGACGCGGAGGGAGGGAUGGACGGCGAUCCCGAACCCGAUCGCGGUCAAGGCGGCGUUCCAGAUCUUAUUCUCGAGCUAGAGGAGGGAACGGAGGGACUGCUUCUUGGAGGAGACGUGACCGGACGCGAUCACGGUCCAACGACCGAGACAGAGAGCGAGAGAGGGAGAGAGACAGGGACAGGGACCGGGACAGGAGACGGUACUCAGCACGCAGACGAACCAGGUCCCGAUCCAGCUCACGGCAAGGGGGCAGUUCUAGGCGAGGGGGUCGGAGCAGCGGAGGCCACCGACGGGGAGACAGCGUCAGUCGCCGUCCCUCUCAGUCACCCAGUCGUGCUAACCACAGUCCCUCCCCUGCUCACAGAGGAGCCCCGCCCUCUACCACCACCAUCUCUGACAAGCUAAGAAAGCCUGAUACUCCGGGCGGUAAAGAGACGGGAGCUGCCAAACUCAAGAUGACCCCACAGGAGCGUCUGAAGCUACGAAUGCAGAAGGCGCUCAACAAGCAGUCCAAGGCGGAUAAAAAGGCAGCACAAGUGAAGAUCCAGCAACAAGAACACAAACGACAGGAGCGAGAGGGAGAACUGCGAGCUAUGGCACGCAAAAUACGCAUGAAGGAGCGCGAGAGACGCGAGAAGGAGAGGGAUGAAUGGGAACGACAGUACGGGCGACAGAGCCACUCGCCUUCGCCUUCCAAAUAUGGCCGAGAACACAGCUCAUAUAGAAGGUAUGCAAGAAGCCACAAGAAUGUGCACAGCUCCGAUGAAGCAGAGUGAACAGUGGGGAGGUCGCGGUCUCGCUCACGGAGUCCCUACUAUCGAUACUAAGCUGUGGAAAACGAGGAUGCAUCCUACAGAUCCUUCAGUCACUGCACUAAAACAUGGAAAUAUGAAUAAAUGGACUGACUGUCUCAAAAAUCUAUACGUGAACGCUAUGCCCCCUGGUUUUCUGCAUCUACAAAAUAAAACAUUUUGACUGUGAUACCCGAGUUUCACUAAUUACACAGCUGAUUGGUUCAGCCGAGCGGAGUUUUAUCUGCCCUUUUCACUUCUGCUUCUUCUUGUAAACAGCCUACAGGUUUAUCAAAUGAGUUUCUGGUUUAUUCUGCAUGCACCUUUCCCCUCAUUUCUGCCUGAACAGUUCUUCUCAGCAUGGACUCGCUUAAGAGAACUUCGUUUGUGUUUCCAAGUCCUUAAUAAGCAAUAUCUCACCUUUUUUUACCUCUUGGUGUCAUUAUGUGCCCUGCUUCUUACGCUUCUCUAACGGGAUGUGCUCACAGUAAAGACGAUGCACAGGAUAUUUAUACACAUCCACUUGAAUCCUCUUUAUGAAAGCAGAUGCAAACAAGGUUCAUGUAUGAUGUCAGUCUAUCUACUGCUCUUUUUUUACACUCUGUCCUCUGCCAGCCAGUUAACAGCAGCAAAUAACUUUUUUUGAUCUCAGUAAUGUGGAAUGUUGAAUACAGAGCAACAAAUAAAGCUUAAUUUGAAAUUA